This is a messenger RNA of Zootermopsis nevadensis, 1033 nucleotides long. It is a transcript of the gene RpS2, whose product is annotated as ribosomal protein S2. Gene Ontology annotation, biological process: translation. Gene Ontology annotation, molecular function: structural constituent of ribosome; RNA binding. Gene Ontology annotation, cellular component: cytosolic small ribosomal subunit; ribosome. The record is from RefSeq and is a predicted model, not a curated record. NCBI's taxonomy places the organism in Eukaryota, Metazoa, Arthropoda, Insecta, Blattodea, Termopsidae.
CAUGUUAGUCACGGAUUACCGCAAAUCACAGCUUCAGAUUAACUGUGCUUCAUACUCUCUGGUGUACAGUCCUUGUGUCCUUGUGCCAUCUGCAGUUAUAAAUCUUCCCUAAUUUUCCAAGAUCCAGGGUAGGAUCCACGUAAAAUGGCGGACGCUGCUCCAGCCGGUGGACGAGGUGCAUUCCGCGGUGGGUUUGGGUCUCGAGGAGGUCGUGGUGGUCAGCGAGGUCGUGGACGUGGCCGUGGACGCGGAAGAGGUCGAGGGAAGGAAGCAGAAAAAGAAUGGAUCCCCAUAACCAAGUUGGGUCGGCUUGUGAGGGAUGGCAAGAUUCGCACAUUGGAAGAGAUUUAUCUCUUUUCAUUGCCCAUUAAGGAAUUUGAAAUCAUCGACUUCUUCAUUGGAUCUUCUCUUAAGGAUGAGGUCUUGAAGAUCAUGCCUGUCCAGAAACAGACUCGUGCUGGACAGAGGACCAGAUUCAAAGCAUUUGUUGCUAUUGGUGACUCAAAUGGACAUAUUGGCCUGGGUGUGAAGUGUUCCAAAGAAGUAGCGACAGCAAUUCGAGGAGCUAUUAUUCUGGCUAAGCUGUCUGUGGUGCCUGUAAGGCGAGGAUACUGGGGUAACAAGAUUGGGAAACCUCACACAGUGCCCUGCAAGGUAACAGGUAAAUGUGGGUCGGUUCAGGUCCGUCUGAUUCCAGCCCCACGUGGUACGGGCAUUGUGUCAGCACCUGUUCCCAAGAAGUUGCUGCAGAUGGCUGGUAUUGAAGAUUGCUACACUUCAGCUAGAGGCUCCACUGGAACGCUCGGCAAUUUUGCCAAGGCAACAUACGCGGCCAUUGCCAAGACGUACGCAUAUCUGACUCCUGACCUGUGGAAGGAGAUGCCUCUAACAAAGGCUCCCUAUCAAGAGUUUGCAGACUUCUUGGCCAAAAACCAUCGUCCUGUGGGGGGCCAGCGAGAGUCAUAGUGCGUGCUUGUAAGGUGUAUCUGGUCCUCUGUGUAGUCUAAUAAAGGGACCAAUGUGAAAAAAUAAA